This is a messenger RNA of Osmia lignaria (orchard mason bee), 4246 nucleotides long. Its product is annotated as hyaluronidase. NCBI's taxonomy places the organism in Eukaryota, Metazoa, Arthropoda, Insecta, Hymenoptera, Megachilidae. Gene Ontology annotation, biological process: defense response; carbohydrate metabolic process; hyaluronan catabolic process. Gene Ontology annotation, molecular function: hyalurononglucosaminidase activity. The record is from RefSeq and is a predicted model, not a curated record.
AACAUUGAACGUUUAUUUAUUAACCAUUUCAUUUGAUUUUCGAGUGAACAUUUCAAGGAGUUACGGAUAAUUUUAAGUUGAAAACAAAGGUAUAAAAUUUUUGCAUCCAUGACCGUAAUUGCUUUAAAAGGUAACGAAAACCCCUUGAAUGUUUAUCCGCUACUAUUCGUACGAUUCUCACCUUGGUUGUUAUCAUCUCAUUAUCUAGACGCGUAAAAAGAAGCUCACGAAAGGCAGUUUACACCCUUGUAAAACUGUUUCGUCCAAUCAAUCCGACCAUUAAGAUUAAAGGAAUACAUUGGUUGUUUUCAGAUUCGAUAAAUUGCUGUGUCGCUACAAUAGACACAUUAAUCACACUCGAAUGCAAUUAUCCAGUAAUUACAAAUGGAAUUGUCAUCUAAUUGGAACAAAAACCUUACGACGAUCUUAUCUCCUGAAAAAUAGGAACGUGUCCUUCGUUAAACACGUCCAUACUUUCCAUACUGAACGAUUAUUUAUACGUUACACUUCAAUGUUGCAAAACGUGCUAAACCUAACGGAAUAAGGAUAAUUCAGGAAUAAUAGAAAAGUAUGGGCAACCCGCAUAUACACGAGUAUCAUCCAUAGUAUCCUUAUAUAGCAUGAUGUCAUAACACGGUUAACAAAAUGGAUAGUCUGCUAUUAUUUCUAAUUACGGCAAUUAUAAGAUGCAGAAAUCGUUUGGAACAAGGUUACAUUGAUCGUCCAAUCUUUCAGGAUGAAUUACAGAAGUUUCAUUCAAAACACCGACAGAUGGUUCAUUGAACAGCUCCUGGAAGAAACGUCGGAUAGUAGCUAUACCCUCGACGAUACUCUACCACCACAGUCUUCAGCUUAGGACGAUCCUUGACCAGAGGUGAUCUAUCGAUUUCUCGUUAUACAUACAUCCUGCAUCGUCAGGGAUUAAUUCGAUGCCAUCUUAGUAUCGAGACCGAUCUAAUCAGCGCGUCGUACCCUUUUUAAACAAGGAAGAAAAAAGCAAAGGGAAAAACGGAAACGAGAAAUCACCGAACAAUACCCGGAGUCAGAUAACAACACGGAGAGGCGACGAUGUACGUAGGUGGGGAAGAAGAGACACACGAUGUGGAAUAAAUAGUGGCCUGAAAUCGAGCGGAAUUCAGUCGCACCGCUGUUCUACCAUCGUCGUUCGUGUUUUCUAUUCACGAGGAACUGAUCAUAGGUCAUCGCGAAGUGAUCUAGUCCUACGGACAGCAGUAAGGAUAGGUACUGAUCGAUAAGCGUACCGGCAAGGUGAUACUCCCUGCUCGACUUGCCGUUCGAUCGUCAGACUUGCCGGAUAGUCGUUCCGCUUCGAACGCUGCGUUCGAAUUCAUGUUCCUGUCGUCGUAGUCGAAGGAUGAUGCUGCAAGUGUUGCUCCUGCUGGCUCGGACGCUGCUCGUCGACGCGUUUUUUUUCGGCUUCCUACCGAGCGUCCCGAAAGACGAAGGCAGACAGGAGUUCAACGUUUACUGGAACGUGCCUACCUUUAUGUGCCAUAAGUACGGGCUGCAUUUCGAGGAGGUGUCGGAGAAAUAUGGGAUACGACAGAACACGAUGGAUCAGUUCCGCGGCGAUCAGAUCGCGAUCCUUUACGAUCCUGGAAUGUUCCCGGCGUUGAUGAAGGAUUCGAUGGGAAACCUAGUGGAGAGAAACGGCGGUGUCCCUCAGGAAGGCAACCUUACCAAGCAUCUCGAAGUGUUUCGAGAACAUCUGAUCAAUCAGAUCCCCGACGAGUCGUUCAACGGUGUUGGAGUAAUCGAUUUCGAGAGUUGGAGACCGAUCUUCCGGCAGAAUUGGGCCUCCCUUCAGCCGUACAAGAAACUCUCCAUAGACAUCGUACGCCGGGAGCAUCCGUUCUGGGACAGUGGUAGCGUGGAGCAGGAAGCGAAACGCAAAUUUGAAAAGUACGGGAAACUCUUUAUGGAGGAGACUUUGAAAGCUGCAAAGGAAAACCGACCGUCCGCCAGUUGGGGCUACUAUGCUUACCCUUAUUGCUACAAUCUGACACCGAAUCAACCUAGUUCGCAGUGCGAUAGCACCACGGUGCAGGAGAACGAUAAGCUGACAUGGCUGUUCGAGCUGGAGGAUAUUCUUCUACCCUCGGUCUACUUGAGACUGAGCCUGACUAACAGUCAAAGAGUUGGACUAGUCGCGGGCAGAGUGAAGGAAGCCAUGAGAAUAGCGAAGCAAACGACGAUCAGGAAAAAGGUUCUUCCCUAUUACUGGUACAAGUACCAGGAUCAAAGGGAUACCUAUUUGAAUAAGGCUGAUCUCGAGGCCACUUUACGAAAGAUCUGGGAUCUCGGCGCGGACGGUCUGGUGAUUUGGGGAAGCUCUAACGACAUCAACAGCAAGCAAAAGUGUCUGCAGUUCAGGGAAUACGUGAACAACGAUCUGGGACCAGCGGUCGAUCGCGUUAGACAAACCGUCACGAACCCAAGCCAGUAUAGUAACAAUUUUACAGACAAUCAAGUGGACGUGAGCGUCGAUCAGGUUUCUCGGAACUGGCGAGACCAACAGGAGAGGAUCCAGCCGAGUGAGAAAAGCGGUAGGAACGCCGCGUAUAUCCGUACGUUCUCACUGUUUACUCAUCUUUCCACGGCGAUUCUAGAGUGGUGCGUAGUUUGCAACGUCGCUGACGUACACGGAGGGAUCAUGGGAUCAAGAUGUCAGCUGACUUUGGCGAUCGUUCUGUUUCUUCAGUCGACUCUGCUGCAUGCCCAUCGUGAACACAAGGUGCACAACAUCGUGCUGUAUCCGGAUAAGCACAGCUGGUGCAAGACGACCCCCAUCAAACAGGUGGUUACCUGGCCGCAAUGUUCUUCGCAGGAAUUGGACAACAACGUGUGCGUCGGUGCUUGCUUCUCGUACAUGGUCCCCCAUAGCGAACCCUCCGCUCCUGGCGACCUGAUAAGACCCUAUUGCGACUCUUGCCAACCUUUAGACAGCGUCUGGCACACGGUUAUCCUGAAUUGCAAGGACGAGGAGAAUAAUCCUAUAACGAUGCAGAAGAAGGUUCAGAUCAUCACCAAUUGUUCCUGUAGCUCCUGCAUGGAAACCUCCAAGAUCAAACCGGAUUACAAUACCUUGCUUCAAUCGUUAACCGAGGAAAAUCUAGAUAAAAACGUGAAUAUCGUUCACGAAACACCAGAUUUGUUAUUAAACCCGAAUUUGAACGCUUCGAAGAACUCGACCGGGGACGGUGUCCAAGCCAACGAGAGAUUCUUGCAGUUGUUCAAACAGCUGAAGGAUUCGGAAAAGUUGGACGAGUCUGGCGCCAAGGAGCUAUUCUCAAAGUUCGAGGAAGACGUGGAUCUGACCAAGUUGAGGGAGCUACUGAAGAAGUACAGUCAGGAGGAGGAGAAAGAACACUCGCACCAACACCAGCAUCAACAUCAGCAUCAGUCAUCGGGAAAACAACAGCAACAACCGCCGCAAUUGCAGCAGCAGCAGCAACAACAGCAUCAUUCGACGACGACGAUGCUUCAUCGAGGACCCCAUCACUCGAUGGUCUUAGACUCGGACGUUAAGGAGAAGAUCGAUGUGGAGCCCCAUUAUCUGCAUCCGGCUGUCGCUGGCCAGGAAAUCAGCUACCACGACAAUGUGCUCGUGGACAAGGAUAAGAAGAAGGAUUUCUGAAGCAAAGAAAUCGCAUGAUUAGUUGACUUUUUAAUCGUCAGACAGAUCAAAAAGUUCGGGAUCGUUUCUUUUUUUCUGUUUCGUUGAGAAUCAUUCACAUCUGCCUAGUCCAAUCAGCAAUAAAUUACUUGAUUCGUUGUAAAUAGACCAGAAUCUUCGUUUUUUCUUUUUAUUUUAUUUUAUUUUAUUUUUUUUUUAUAGAAUAAAUAACGUCAUACAUAAUUAUCGCGGAGAUAUCACGUUCGAAAAUGCCUUAAAACAAAAGGAUUGCCUUCCAAGGCUGAUUUCCUGAUCGUCGUUGAAAAUGAGAUGCGGAGUGGAUGAAAGAAAGAAGAAGAGAGAGAGAGAGAGAACGCGAGAGAAAGAGAAAUUCUAAUAUAUAUUUAAUUAUUAUUAUUAUUAUUAUAUUAACUAUUUAACACGCUCGAGCGCUUAAUAAAGAAAUCUACGUCUGUUUAAAAUUACUUCUUAACUAGCACAACUGACAAAUCAUUGUAAACGUCUAAAGACGUUUUAUUUUGUUGACUGCUUUUUAAAGUUAUACAUUGUAUCCAGUGUCUCACAGAGAAUAAACAAAGAGUCAGCGAA